UCAUUAGUGCUUUGCUCUUUCCUUCCCUCCAUGUGAAUCACUGAGGAGGGUUUAGCUGCUGUAUUAAGUGAACGUUACAAAACAAUGAGAUAAUAAUUGAACUGCACGUCACAUAAAGUACAGUAUGUCUGACAAACCAGACAGACCUCUUGAUCCUCUCCCCACACCCAGAAACCCUGCUCAUCAGUCAGUCAUCAGUCUAUGAGCAGAAACCAAGGGACACCAUUUGAAUAUUUAACAAUUGAAUAUUAAGAAAUAUAACAUAAAAUAUAUAUAAAUAUAAUAUUAUUACUACAGAAUAAUUCAUAUGUCAGGCAGCAUUGUUGCUUGUGCCAGGUGAGCUCUCUACAAGCUGUGUUGCCUCUCAGCUGGAGCAGCAGUAGUGUGUCAGCAGCAGCAGCAGCACAGAGACCCACCGACUGUCAACAAGGAGCCAGCAGGAGAAGAACCGGAAAAGAGCAGUUUUCAUCAGCCUGCUGGAAAACAAACACCUUGUAGCGGAAAGCACCACCGCCUGUCGUCGAGUUAGUGCCCGCCUCGAUGUUCAAACUUGAGCCAUCAGCAGUGAACUAGUACUUAUAGCUGUCUGUCUGUCUACAUCCUGCCAGCCGGUUAGCUCCUCGCUGCUAGGACCCACAGUAGCGUUAGCAGCUAAAGCUAAUCUAGUGGAGCUACUGGCCGUCCGAGAACAGCUCCCAGGAUGAGGCUGAAAGUGGGGUUUAUUCUGCGGAGUUUGCUCGUCGUUGGGACUUUCCUCGGCUUGGUGGUGCUCUGGUCUUCUCUGUCACCGAAAGCCGACGAUGAAAACCUUUUUGGGAAACGGGAUGACGGACAGGAUGUGCUGCCCAAAGGAGACUUAGCAGAUCAGUUUAAGCCUGUGGUGCCCUGGCCUCAUGUGGAAGGGGUGGAGGUCGACCUCAACUCCAUCAGACUCAAACAUGGAGGAGACAACCAUCCCCAAAAACCGGACCAGCAGCCCAACCAGAAGCAGGUGAUCCAGCAGCAGUAUGUGACAAUAAGGCCCCACUCACACACCUACACCAGCCCCAUCCUGAAGGAAGGUGUCCUGGGAAACUUUGAACCUAAGGAACCUGAGCCUGAGGGGGUCCCCGGUGGUCCCGGAGAGGGAGGCAAGCCUUUUGUCCUGGGUCCAGACUACAAAGACGCCGUCCAGGCUUCCAUCAAAGAGUUUGGCUUCAACAUGGUAGCUAGUGACAUGAUCUCAUUGGACAGGACCAUCAGUGAUAUACGCCAUGAACAGUGUAAGUACUGGCAAUAUGAUGACAGACUGAUGACCUCCAGUGUGAUCAUAGUCUUCCAUAACGAAGGCUGGUCUACACUGAUGAGAACCGUCCACAGUGUCAUCAAGAGGACUCCCAGGAGAUACCUGGCUGAAAUAGUCAUGAUAGAUGAUUUCAGCAACAAAGCCCAUCUGAAGGAGCGUUUAGAGGAGUACAUCAAGCAAUGGAACGGUCUUGUAAAACUCUUCAGAAAUGAGAAGAGAGAAGGACUGAUCCAGGCCAGGAGUAUAGGAGCCCAGAAAGCCACUAAAGGACAGGUGCUGAUCUACCUGGAUGCUCAUUGUGAGGUUGGAGUCAACUGGUAUGCUCCACUGGUUGCUCCAAUUUCAAAAGACAGAACGGUGUGUACGGUGCCCCUGGUCGACUCCGUCCAUGGCCAGAAGUACAACAUCGAGGCCCAGGGUGGAGGAGAUAAGGACGGCUUUGCUAGAGGAGCCUGGGAUUGGAGCAUGCUCUGGAAGAGAGUUCCUCUGGGAGACGCAGAAAAAAAACACAGAAAUACUACCACUGAGCCAUAUAGGUCUCCAGCCAUGGCGGGUGGUCUCUUUGCUAUAGAGAGAGAAUACUUCUUUGAGUUGGGUCUGUAUGACCCAGGACUGCAGAUAUGGGGAGGAGAGAAUUUUGAAAUAUCAUACAAGAUCUGGCAGUGUGGUGGCCAGCUGCUCUUUGUGCCCUGUUCUCGUGUCGGCCAUAUCUACAGACUUCAGGGAUGGCAAGGCAACCCUCCGCCUGCGCAUGUUGGAUCGUCGCCCACUCUGAAGAACUAUGUUCGUGUGGUGGAGGUAUGGUGGGAUGAAUAUAAGGACUACUUCUACGCCAGUCGUCCUGAAACUCUCUCUCUGGCCUACGGAGACAUCAGUGAGCUUAAACGCUUCAGGGAGGAACAUCGAUGCAAGAGCUUCAAGUGGUUCAUGGAGGAAAUUGCGUAUGAUAUUCCACUGCACUACCCUCUGCCUCCUAAAAAUAUAGAAUGGGGGGAGGUUCGAGGCUUUGAGACAAGUUACUGUAUUGACAGUAUGGGACACACCAAUGGAGGCAAUGUGGAAAUAGGACCGUGCCACAGAAUGGGGGGCAACCAGUUGUUCCGUAUCAAUGAGGUCAACCAGUUGAUGCAGUAUGACCAGUGCCUGACUAGAGGAGGUGAUAAUACAGCUGUCAUCAUCACACACUGUGAUCACAACCAGAACACUGAGUGGAAAUACUUCAAGGAUCUCCAUCGGUUCACUCAUGUACCAACAGGGAAAUGUCUGGACCGCUCCGACCUACUCCACAAAGUCUUCAUAUCAGACUGUGACAACAGUAAAACCACUCAGAAAUGGGAGAUGAACAACAUAGUGGCUGUCUGAAGACUGAACAACUCACACAAAGUAAACCACUGGCAGCAUGGAGAAAAACAUGGUGACUGUAUGAGGACAUACACACAUACACCAAGAAAUACAUCCAUACUCUGAGUUUACAGAUAUAUCAAGCUGAUACUGUCCUUUAAAGAAAAAAUGUUUUUGAUAUGAGCCAAUGGUCCAAUUUAAAGAUACAGAGUAUUGACUAUUGACAGGUUGGUUGGUACUGUUGGUACUGUUGGUACAUGCAUUAGACACAUAGACACUCCAGAUGGCAGAAGAAGAACUGGCUGGUAUGGAGGCUGAAGCUACUGGUUCUCCAAAUGACCUGUUGGACAAACACUGAACUGGAAUCAUGUUGGGUUCUUUCUCUGUCUGUCUCUUUCUUUCUCUGUCCUUCAUAGUGGUUCUGUUUACACUGUGUCUCUCUAUCUGUUCUUUUGGGCUCUCAGGUCUUUUCUAAACCACUACAUUGAUUUAUGAAACGAAUCACAUCAACUCUGGCUAUUGAACAUUCAUGCGAAUAUCAGACGUUUUCAAUCAAACCGAUUAGCUCACCUACCAAAGAGUCAUUUUGUUGGUGGAGGCUUCAAUGAAACAUCUUUUAACCAAACACAUUUUUACAUGUGCUGGCUGGCAUAACGCUUACUUUUGUCUACAAGUCAGUUUUAAGAUGGCUUUCAGGCUUUAAAGGGAAACUUUGGAGCCUUUUUAUAUGGAUGUCCAAUCGAUGUUGAUGGUAAAUGUAGUCCAUGAAGCAAUACAUUUCUCACUGCACGCUACAUUGACCCGGAAAGCUGAGUUCUCCUCGGUGCUCCUGCGCACUGGGCUGUGCCUACAUGUACCAGGAUUGGUUAAAACGGUUAAAAGAAAUGUUAAUAAUUAAUUAAAAAGCUGAGAAAAACUCGACAGGAAGUUGGCUCAGAUCUUGAGUUCGCUUGAACGGAGGAGUUGUAGCCUCGUAGCAUUUAUUCACCCACAAAUAAACUGUACACACACUGUCUGCUACACCUACCUUCACAGCUAGAAUGCCACCGACAACACACACAAGGUCUGUGAGGAACUCACUGAAGUUACGCCGCGCUGACAGACCGUAUGUGUGUGACUACGGGGAGCACGAAGCUACCAGCACAGCUACAGAUGCUAACGCGGCACAAACACACACACAGUUUGUUGGACAAUCGCUAAAGUUACGCC
Sebastes umbrosus (honeycomb rockfish) is the source of this 3835-nucleotide messenger RNA. It is a transcript of the gene galnt7, whose product is annotated as UDP-N-acetyl-alpha-D-galactosamine: polypeptide N-acetylgalactosaminyltransferase 7. The record is from RefSeq and is a predicted model, not a curated record. The coding region runs from base 701 to 2647 and encodes 648 amino acids. The transcript is spliced from 15 exons. Gene Ontology annotation, cellular component: Golgi apparatus. NCBI's taxonomy places the organism in Eukaryota, Metazoa, Chordata, Actinopteri, Perciformes, Sebastidae.